Molecule: messenger RNA, 945 nt
Organism: Grammomys surdaster
Lineage: Eukaryota; Metazoa; Chordata; Mammalia; Rodentia; Muridae
Gene: Manf
Product: mesencephalic astrocyte derived neurotrophic factor
Exons: 4
Coding region: 250-690 (146 amino acids)
Biological process (GO): neuron projection development; dopaminergic neuron differentiation
Cellular component (GO): endoplasmic reticulum
Source: RefSeq, a predicted model, not a curated record
AAACGUUGACCCAUUUAAGGGAACGCGACAGUUCAGUCGCGUUGAAAAUUUGGCUAGAAGCCCACAUCGCGGGAGUUUUUGUCCUUUCCCAUCACUUUAGAGAUUACAGGAAGAGAUCCUGUGGGCCGCAACCGUCCCGGGGUUACUAAGCUGCACUUAGGGGUUCGAUGUAUUCAGAAAGAGGAGCGUUUUGAUCGUUUGCUUCAGCCUCCAGUCUAUCCCUUAUGAGGUCACAUUUGUAUUUCUUAUAUGGGAAGAUUUUACCAGGACCUUAAAGACAGAGAUGUCACAUUUUCACCAGCCACUAUUGAAGAAGAACUUAUAAAGUUCUGCCGUGAAGCAAGAGGCAAAGAGAAUCGAUUGUGCUACUACAUUGGAGCCACAGAUGAUGCCGCCACCAAGAUCAUCAAUGAGGUAUCGAAGCCCCUGGCCCACCAUAUCCCUGUGGAGAAGAUCUGCGAGAAGCUGAAGAAGAAAGACAGCCAGAUCUGCGAGCUAAAAUAUGACAAGCAGAUUGACCUGAGUACAGUGGACCUGAAGAAGCUCCGGGUGAAAGAACUGAAGAAGAUCCUGGACGACUGGGGGGAGAUGUGCAAAGGCUGUGCAGAAAAGUCUGACUAUAUCCGGAAGAUAAAUGAACUGAUGCCUAAAUACGCCCCCAAGGCAGCCAGCGCACGAACUGAUCUGUAGUCUGCACCUGAGGGGAAAAAGCAGUUCAUCUGUCUCUUCCCCAAACAACCAUUUUGUAAUUUAUUUUUUAAGCGGGCUCCUGACAAUGAGAUGUGAAGCCUGGAGCUUUCCUAAUGAUGAUGUUGGCUCUGCGGUGCCCCUCACCCCCAUCCCCAAGUGGAGAGGAAUUUACUUCCUUCUUUUGCUGGUUUACUCUAGGACUUCAAAGUUUGUCUGGGAUUUUUUUAUUAAAGAAAAAAAAAUUGUCUUUGGAGA